Molecule: messenger RNA, 3804 nt
Organism: Dissoconium aciculare CBS 342.82
Lineage: Eukaryota; Fungi; Ascomycota; Dothideomycetes; Mycosphaerellales; Dissoconiaceae
Product: isoleucyl-tRNA synthetase
Exons: 1
Coding region: 149-3688 (1179 amino acids)
Biological process (GO): isoleucyl-tRNA aminoacylation
Molecular function (GO): isoleucine-tRNA ligase activity; aminoacyl-tRNA deacylase activity; ATP binding
Source: RefSeq, a predicted model, not a curated record
CAAAAUUUCCCGCGGACCUUCGGCAGACUCUUGAUCAUUUGAGAGUACGUUCGAAUUAGCUUCGUGGUCGAGUGAUCACUAGAGUCCUCACAGUGACAAGCGUCAGCCGGACACUCAACUCGCUAUUGACCAUUGAAUCUUGCCCGCGAUGGGCUCCAUUAAAUUCCCUGAGGAGGAGCAGCGGGUCCUGGAGCAAUGGAAUUCGAUCAAUGCCUUCCACCGCCAACUAGAAAUCACUGAGAAAGACAAACCAUAUGUCUUCUACGAUGGGCCCCCGUUCGCUACCGGCACUCCCCACUAUGGACAUCUUCUCGCCUCGACUAUCAAAGACAUUAUUCCUCGGUAUUGGUCAAUGCGAGGUAGACAUGUGGAGAGACGUUUCGGAUGGGACACCCAUGGUGUGCCAAUUGAGCAGAUCAUCGACAAGCAAUUGCAGGAAGAGCUAGGUGUUCGUGGCAAGGCUGCCGUUGAGAAGAUUGGCAUCAAAGAGUAUAACCGACGGUGUCGCGAGGUCGUCCUCACCUACGCCAACGAGUGGAGAACAGUGAUUGGAAGAGUCGGACGAUGGAUUGACUUUGACCGCGAUUACAAGACCAUGGACGCCACCUUCAUGGAGACAUGUUGGUGGGUCUUUGCACAGCUCUACCGUAAAGGCUUGGUCUACCAUGGUGCCAGAGUGCUGCCGUACUCGACGGCAUUGAACACGCCGCUAUCGAAAAGCGAGGCAAGCGAAGAAUAUCGCGAUGUACAAGAUCCUGCAGUUACAGUUUCUUUUGCAAUCCUUCCUCCUGCAGAACAACCGGAAAGUGCUCGCGCUAAGGUCCAGGAGUCUUUGGAUGCUGCUGGCGGUGAGCUCUACUUUGUCGCAUGGACAACCACGCCGUGGACACUCCCAAGCAAUAUUGCGUUGUGUGCGCAUCCCGAUUAUGAAUACAUUGUGGUGCACGACAACGAAACAGCCAAGACCUAUGUCAUGCUCGAAGCUGGACUUAAAGUACUGUUCAAGGAUCCUAAAAAAGCCAAGGACAAAUUCAAAUUGCUUCCUUUCAAGAUCAAGGGUUCGGACUUGGCAGGAUGGAGAUAUAAGCCAUUGUUCGACUACUUCAAGGAUCAAUUCAAGGAUCAUGGUUUCCGCGUCCUUCUAGAUUUAUACGUCAAGCAAGAUGAGGGUGUCGGCAUUGUUCACCAAGCUCCGGCCUUUGGUGAGGAUGAUUACAAUAUUUCGUGGCGAGAAGGUGUCAUCACAGCAGAGCGACAACCUCCCAACCCGCUCAAUGCGGCUGGAGAGUUUACAGAUGAGGUGCCCGACUUCGUUGGACAGCAUGUCAAAGCGGCAGACAAAAACAUUAUGAAGCUACUCGAGACCCGAGGCCAGCUGGUGCGGAAAUCCCAGAUCACUCACAGAUAUCCCUUCUGUCCGCGCUCGAAGACUCCUCUCAUCCAGCGAGCAGUACCAAGUUGGUUCAUCAAGGUCGAGAAUGUCGUGCCGCAAUUAUUGGAGAACCUCGAGAAAACGCAUUGGGUACCGUCGACGGUCAAGACGGGUCGUUUCAAGCAGUGGCUGGGAUCUGCCAAGGACUGGAACGUCAGUAGGAACCGAUACUGGGGUACGCCACUGCCAUUGUGGGUGUCUGAGGAUUUCAAAGAGAUUGUGUGUGUUUCUUCCGUGGCGGAGCUGAAGAAGCUUUCUGGAUUCGAGGGCGAGCUGAAGGACCUUCAUCGUGAUUCAGUCGAUCACAUUACCAUUCCUUCACAACAAGGCAAAGGCACGCUGAAGCGUGUAGAUGAGGUAUUCGAUUGUUGGUUCGAAUCGGGCUCAAUGCCAUACGCGUCCUCACAUUAUCCAUUCAGCUAUCCCGGUUUCGAUGCAUCAGAUCCUGACUCCGGGCUGUCACAUACAGCAGGGCCCGGAGAGAAGCUUUUUACCAAGUUCCCUGGAGACUUCAUCGCUGAGGGUCUGGAUCAGACUCGUGGCUGGUUUUAUACCCUGUCAGUUCUCGGUACUCAUCUGUUCCAAACUUUCCCUUAUCAAAACUGUGUGGUCAACGGUAUUGUUCUCGCUGAGGAUGGCAAGAAGAUGUCCAAAUCUUUGAAGAACUUUCCGGACCCGAUGAUCGUCGUUGAUCGGUAUGGAGCCGAUGCGCUGCGACUUUAUCUCAUUGACUCUCCCGUCGUGCGCGGUGAGCCGUUACGGUUCUCGGAGCUCGGAGUCAAGCAGAUUGUGUCAAACGUGCUUCUACCAUUAUGGAACUCUUACAAUUUCUUCGCCCAACAAGUCGCCCUGUUUAAGAAGAACAAUGAUGAGGAAUUCACGUUUGACCCGAACUUGCAGCAAUCAAACCACAACGUCAUGGAUCGCUGGGUCCUGGCCGCCACACAGUCACUGUUGCAAUAUGUCAACUCUGAGAUGGAAGCAUAUCGGUUAUAUACUGUCGUCCCUCGACUUUUGAAGAUGGUGGAAGAUGUCACAAAUUGGUACAUUCGAUUCAACCGAAACAGACUGAAGGGACAAUCAUCGGGAGCUAGCAAGGCAGCAACAAGUGGUGCAGAGGGUUCCGAGGGGGCGGAAGAAGAAGAGGGUAGCAAAGCUGACACACUCCAUGCGCUCAACACUCUUUUCGAAGUCCUCUUCACUCUGGUGCGCGUUCUCGCACCAUUCAUCCCCUUCCUCAGCGACAACAUCUUCCAACGCCUCUCUGUCCAUCUCCCUCCUUCUUUGACCAAAGACCAAGAUGUCCGCAGUGUCCACUUCCUUCGCUUCCCUACCGUCCGCCAAGAACUUUUCGACCCGAUCGUCGAACGACGCGUUGGCCGCAUGCAGAAAGUCAUUGACCUGGGUCGAUACUGCCGCGACAAACGAACAGUCUCUCUCAAAACCCCCCUCAAGACCCUCGUCGUCCUCCACCAAGACACCGAGUUCCUCGAUGACGUACGCCAGCUCGAGCGUUACAUCACCGAAGAGCUCAACGUGCGCGACCUCGUCCUGACAAGCGAAGAAAGCCAAUACGGUGUCGAGUACAGCGUUCAGGCCGAUGUGAAGAACCUUGGCCAAAAGUUCAAAAAGGAUGCUGCAAAGAUCAAAGCCGCCCUGCCCAAACUCACCGCCGAAGAGAUUCGGUCAUUCCUCGACAAGGGAUCGCUCGUCGUGGCCGGCCACGAACUCUCCGCCGAGGACCUCCGCGUCCAACGCGGUGUCAAACCGGACCCCGCCAACCCCGCCUCUGCUCAUCUUGAGCCCAAGGCCGAUGGCGACGUCAUGGUCCUCUUGGAUGCAUUCGCAUACCCAGAACUCGCUCAGGAGGGUCUCGCGCGUGAGGUGCUCAACCGUAUCCAGCGCUUGCGGAAACGUGCGGGUUUGGUACCGACGGAUGAUGUUCAGGUUUCAUAUCGCGUGCUCGGACCCGCGGCGACGGGAACCGAGGAGUCUGAUGCCGCUGGCGAUGCUGCCAACACUUCCUCUGCUGCCAAUGCUGGCGGAGAUGCCGGCGCUAAUGCGGAGGCUUCUCGUCUGGAGAAUGAACGUGUCUUGGAGGAAAUGUUCGAACAGCAGAAGGCGACUUUCGCCAAGGCUGCGAGUCACGGUGUCGUGAGCGAGGUGAAGGCGACUCCUUCUACCACUGCUGCUGUGGCGGAGGAGGAGACGGAGGUCAAGGAUAUUCGACUCGUGUUGCGGUUGCUUAAGCUUUGAGUCUUGUUCAAAGAGAGCCACUGUUCAUUGUUUCGCGAUACGUUUUACUUAUUGCUGAGAGUUCUAGCGAGAUUUUAGGUAGAUGCAGCAGAAAUAAAAGCGCUAUACACGUGAAC